Molecule: messenger RNA, 1472 nt
Organism: Vanessa tameamea
Lineage: Eukaryota; Metazoa; Arthropoda; Insecta; Lepidoptera; Nymphalidae
Product: facilitated trehalose transporter Tret1-like
Exons: 7
Coding region: 96-1448 (450 amino acids)
Biological process (GO): transmembrane transport
Cellular component (GO): membrane
Molecular function (GO): transmembrane transporter activity
Source: RefSeq, a predicted model, not a curated record
CGGCCGAUCUACAUAUAAGCGUUUGUUGUCUACAAGAUAUGACAGUUUUAAUCGAAUUUCGUUAAGUGUUGUUGAAUUUCUAUGUCGAUUUGAAAAUGACCGGUAUUAGAAAUCAAAUAAUUAUAUCGGCUUGCAUGUACACAGGACAACUGCUAUUAGGAUAUACAAUUGCUUGGACGGGACCAAUAAUAACAAAACUGCGUGACUCGGAACAGUCCCCGUUACCAUAUUUAUUAUCAGAGACAGAAUUAUCAUUAAUUGCGUCUUUAUUGUACGUUGGAGCUGUACCAGGUCCAUAUAUGAUAGGAUGGUUGUCUAAUAUCAAAGGAAGAAAGCCUUGCCUUAUACUUGGCGGUGUAGUAUCAAUUUUAGCUUAUACUUUAUUAGCUACAGCUAAUAAUUUAGCUAUGCUGUAUAGUGGAAGAAUCUUCGCCGGUUUCGGAAUUGGUAUAAUAGUUCUGGUCAAUGUGGUUUACAUUGGAGAGAUCGCAUCAACACCAAUCAGAGGAGUUCUUUUGACAGUUGUAGGAAUUUGUACUACUCUUGGUACAAUUUUAUUGUUUUCUGUCGGACCAUUCUUCUCUUACCAUGUAUCGGCUUAUGCUGGUCUAAGUUUAGCUGUUAUUUUUACGUUGUCAUCAUUGAUGAUACCAGAAUCUCCGAUUUUUUAUAUAUUAAGAGAUGAUGAAAACGGACUUGUAAAAAGCUUAGAGAUAUUAGGAAGGUUAGAUGAUAAGCAAAAAUUGUAUGAUGUUAAGAGUGAAUUUAAAUCAGUUGAUACCAAAACGGAUUGGAUUGAAUUGUUUACAUUAAAAACAAAUAGACGAGCACUUGUAAUAGGUGUCACUAUUAACAUAUUCCAACAAAGCAGUGGCGUCAUGGCUUUUUUAUUUUUCUCUGGUGACAUAUUUGAAAUGGCUGGUUCUUCUGUAAAUUCGAAUAUAGCUAUGAUUAUAAUUGGAGGAUUUCAACUAUUCGGUAGUUUAUUAGCAUCUGUUUUUAUCGAAAAACAAGGAAGAAAAACGCUUUUGCUAAUAUCUACUGUGGUCUGUUCUAUUACCAUGUUAUCCCUGGGCUUGUACUUUUACUUCGAUCAUGUACAACGAUUACGAAUGGAAGAAGUCGCGUGGUUACCUUUGGUUAUUCUGAUACUAUUUUUUAUUGGAUACGAUUCUGGUUUGGCUAUAAUUCCGAAUGUUCUCAUCGGUGAGAUGUUUACAAGCAACGUCAGGAGUAAGGGUUCAGCUGUUGCUUUGACUUCUGCGUGGAUAGCAGGAUUUCUGGUUUCGACGGCAUUUGGAAUCGUGGUUGAGAACUUUGAUGCACAUCCGGCAUUUUGGUUCUUUUCAUGUUCAUCUGCAAGCGCAUUUUUAUUCACUGUAUUUUUCAUUCCAGAAACGAAAGGAAAAACUCUUUUAGAGAUUCAGAAAUAUAUGAACAAAAGUUAAAUGUUGCAUUUUAUUUAACCGACG